AUGGCCGUCGCCCGCUGGUGGCUUUACACCCAAGCCAUUUUCUGGCGCUUUCUCAUGCGCAUUGGCAUGUUCUUCCACCAUGUCAUCAGCCCGCGCUCUCCAUCUCCAACCUUUACGCGCAGCAUUCCCUGCCAGGACAGCAGUCGGUCCAUCCAGCUGCACUUCUACUGUCCCGAGGACUAUGCAGACCAGCGGAAAGCCGGUCGACGGCUCCCCGUCGUCGUCAACUUCCACGGCGGAGGCUUUGCUCUAGGCCGUGCGACAGACGAUGCGCGUUGGGCCCAGACGGUUGUCUGUGAGCUCGGUGCGGUUGUCGUCAGUGUCGACUAUCGACUUGCUCCCGAGAAUCCGUUUCCCGCCGCCGUCGACGACGGCGUCGAUGCCCUGCUCCAUCUUGCCAGCAACGCAUCCGAUCUGGGGAUCGAUGCUUCUCAGGUCAUCCUGACCGGCUUCUCCGCUGGAGGCAACCUGGCCGUCACCGUUCCGCUCCGUCUCCGCCAGGUCCGCGGUGAGGCCCGGCCCGAGCUGCAUCGGUACGAGUCGACGCAACAGCUCCUCGAUGCCACCAACGAGCUCCACGUCGUGGCCAUCUUCUCGUGGUAUCCGAUCCUCGACUUUGUGCUGCCCCGGGAACAUCGUCGUGCCAUGAGCAUUCUCCCCGAGAAGACUCUCCCGUCCUUCUUCACGAACCUCUUCGACGAGUCCUACGUGCCCAACCGCGAUGACCGCACCUCCCCCUAUGCCUCACCCGCGCUGGCCACAGACCAGCUGCUGGCCGAAGCGCUACCGCACAACGUCUUCCUCUACAUGUGCGAGUGGGACAUGUUGCUGCGCGAAGGUCAGGUCUUUGUCCGCCGCCUCCAGGGAUUAGGCAAGAAGGUGCGCGCCAUGAUGAUCGAGAAGGUCCCGCAUGCCUGGGACAAAUCGCCCAAUCCGUUCCGCGAUCAGGACAGCGUCAACGUGCUUUAUCGCGAGGCUUGUGCGGAGAUGAAGACGUUGCUAGAAAAGUAG
Paecilomyces variotii is the source of this 1011-nucleotide messenger RNA. Its product is annotated as putative lipase. The transcript has a single exon. The record is from RefSeq and is a predicted model, not a curated record. The coding region runs from base 1 to 1011 and encodes 336 amino acids. NCBI's taxonomy places the organism in Eukaryota, Fungi, Ascomycota, Eurotiomycetes, Eurotiales, Thermoascaceae. Gene Ontology annotation, molecular function: hydrolase activity.